AUGUUACAGCAUCAACAGGCCCCUCAAUACCAGAACCAAGGAUACCAGCCGCCCCUCAUCCAAUUGGUGCAAGCCCAACCUGGAAUUACUUACGCCGAUGAAGGCAUAAGUGAGGAGCAACAUCAAAGACCAGCCCAGAGAGAGCUGAAGACCGGACAACCUGAAGCUGUGAAGGCAGCGGAAGAGAGGGCUAAGCCACAACCACUACAACAACAGAACUACAACGCACAACCUCAAGGAGCCGUCAGCUACGCCAGUUUCUCCGUAGGAGCUCCUGCAGCAAACUACGUUCAGCCUCAACAACUUCAAUACCAACCACAACAACAACAAGAGCAGCUACAACAGCAACAAUAUCAGCAACAACAAGCUCAACAACAACAAGCUCAACAACAGCAGCAUCCUCAACAACAAAUUCAAUAUCAGCCUCAGCCUCAGCCUCAACAAUAUCAGCUGCAGCAACAAUCUCAACAACAACUUCAAUUCCAACCUCAACUCCAAGUAAUCCAAUACCAACCUCAGCCCCAAUACCAAGUCCAACAACUACCCUCUCGGCAACUCAAACCAGAAUCUCAAAACCUCAUCCCUAUCCAAACCAAGCCGCGGCAGAUCUUCAUCCGCCAAGGACCUGUAGUGGUCCCUUACCAGGCCCAGGCUUACCAAGCACAACCUCCAGCUUACCAGGCCGCCGUUCCCCACUUCCCCCCAGUGCAGUACUUUGGUAAAUUCGCUCAGUCCAUCUUCGGGCAGUACCAGUGAAGUGUAGGAAAAUUUUCGUAAUGUUAUUUUUAGUUAAGUUAUUUUAAGUAUUGGUAAGAAAAUUGAGGUGCUGAAAGUAUUUUUUCUCUGUGAUGCCAUAUUCUUAUACAAAGUGUACUUUAAUAAAUGUAUUAAU
Molecule: messenger RNA, 892 nt
Organism: Cydia amplana
Lineage: Eukaryota; Metazoa; Arthropoda; Insecta; Lepidoptera; Tortricidae
Exons: 3
Coding region: 1-756 (251 amino acids)
Source: RefSeq, a predicted model, not a curated record